Messenger RNA from Arabis nemorensis, 1290 nucleotides. The record is from the annotation of a GenBank genome assembly. NCBI's taxonomy places the organism in Eukaryota, Viridiplantae, Streptophyta, Magnoliopsida, Brassicales, Brassicaceae.
AUGCCUUCAAUAGAAGAUGAGCUGUUUCCGUCAACGCCUGGUAAAUUCAAGAUUGACCGGUCAAACCGACAACUCCACCGAUGUUUUGCCUCAACGAGCACCAUGUUCUUAUGGGCUCUCUUCUUAAUCGCUCUAACCGCUUCUUACUUAAGUUUCCAAAGCUUCGUCGAUUCCGGUAGCCGUUACCUCACCGCUUCAUGGGGAGGAAUCCAAUGGGAGAAACAAGUCCGUACCUCCGCUCAGAUCCAUCGUUCCGGUGGUGUCUCCGUUCUAGUCACCGGAGCAACCGGUUUCGUCGGUAGCCAUGUCUCACUCGCGUUACGAAAACGCGGCGAUGGAGUCGUGGGUCUCGAUAAUUUCAACAAUUACUACGACCCGUCAUUGAAACGUGCUCGAAGAUCGCUACUUUCGUCGAGAGGGAUCUUCGUCGUUGAAGGAGAUCUAAACGAUGGUAAGCUUUUAUCGAAGCUUUUCGAUGUUGUUGCUUUUACUCAUGUGAUGCAUUUAGCUGCUCAAGCUGGAGUUAGAUACGCUUUAGAGAAUCCUCAGUCGUAUGUACACAGUAACAUCGCCGGACUUGUGAAUCUACUCGAGAUUUGUAAAUCGGCGAAUCCUCAACCGGCGAUUGUUUGGGCUUCUUCGAGCUCUGUUUAUGGACUCAACGAGAAAGUUCCGUUCUCUGAAUCUGACCGGACUGACCAACCGGCGAGUCUCUACGCCGCGACGAAGAAAGCCGGAGAAGAAAUCACGCAUACGUAUAACCAUAUCUACGGUUUAUCGAUAACCGGUUUAAGAUUCUUCACGGUUUACGGUCCUUGGGGUAGACCGGACAUGGCGUAUUUCUCCUUUACAAGAAACAUUCUUCAAGGUAAACCGAUCACGAUCUACCGUGGUAAAAACCGGGUUGAUUUAGCUCGGGAUUUUACUUACAUCGACGAUAUAGUCAAAGGGUGUUUAGGAUCUUUGGAUUCUUCGGGUAAAAGUACCGGUUCGGGUGGUAAGAAACGUGGAGCAGCACCGUACCGGAUCUUUAACCUUGGGAAUACAUCUCCGGUUACUGUACCGAUUCUGGUUGAUAUAUUGGAGAAACAUUUGAAAGUGAAAGCAAAGAGAAACUUCGUGGAGAUGCCUGGAAACGGCGACGUUCCGUUCACGCACGCGAAUAUUAGCUCAGCACGAAAUGAAUUCGGGUAUAAACCAACGACCGAUUUGGAAACCGGUUUGAAAAAAUUCGUUAGAUGGUAUCUUUCUUAUUACGGAUACAAUACUAAAGCCAAGCUUGUACAUUAA